Linum trigynum is the source of this 813-nucleotide messenger RNA. NCBI's taxonomy places the organism in Eukaryota, Viridiplantae, Streptophyta, Magnoliopsida, Malpighiales, Linaceae. The record is from the annotation of a GenBank genome assembly.
AUGUCUGAUUACUAUAGAACCCAUGGCAUUGAACACCAAACCUCAUGUGUUGAGACUCCUGAGCAGAAUGGACGAGUAGAACGUAAGCAUCAACACAUUUUAAAUGUGGCUCGUGCCCUAAGAUUCCAGUCAGGGGUUCCUUUGAAGUUCUGGAGUGCUUGUAUACUUCAUUCAGUGUAUUUAAUUAACAGGCUGCCUACUCUAGUUCUCAAAAACCUUUCUCCUUAUCAACUACUCUUCCAUAAACCUCUUGAUCUCAAUGUUUUAAAGGUUUUUGAGUGCCUUUGCUAUGCUUCUACUUUGGUUCAUGGUCGUACUAAAUUCCAAGCCAGAUCCUCCCAAUGUGUUUUUCUUGGUUUCCCUGCUGGGAUUAAGGGUUACACCCUUUUAGACCUUGAAAACAAAAAGUUCUUCAUUUCUAGGAAUGUUGUCUUUCAUGAGACCAUUCUUCCUUUUCGAACUACCUCAAUUGAAUCACCAACUCCUUUUCCUUCCCCUCCCAUUUCUCCAUCCUUAGCACCUCACAGUAUAUCAGUUUACCAACCCAAUUCUUCUCCAAUUGAGGGAUCAGGGGAGGCCAGUACUUCCACUUCUACUUCUCCCUCAAUUCCUCCUUCUCCUUCAGCAGUCAACCCUUCCAAUACCAAUACUCCCUCUGGUCAUUCCUCUUUGCCUAGUUCUGCUAAUGAUAAGUCUGUCUACCUAGAGGAUUUUGUUGAUGAUGCUCCUGAACUAGAGGUACAAGAAGAGUUUGAAGGCAGGCCUAUUCGAGCUAAUAGAGGCAAGUUGCCAGUUAAAUUUAAAGACUACUAG